Messenger RNA from Penicillium longicatenatum, 510 nucleotides. RefSeq names its product ubiquitin-like protein ATG12. The coding region runs from base 1 to 510 and encodes 169 amino acids. Gene Ontology annotation, biological process: autophagy of mitochondrion; autophagosome assembly; C-terminal protein lipidation. NCBI's taxonomy places the organism in Eukaryota, Fungi, Ascomycota, Eurotiomycetes, Eurotiales, Aspergillaceae. Gene Ontology annotation, cellular component: phagophore assembly site membrane; Atg12-Atg5-Atg16 complex; cytoplasm. The record is from RefSeq and is a predicted model, not a curated record. The transcript is spliced from 3 exons.
AUGGAUCCAUCAUCUCCUUUAGAGCGCUCUCCGCACAAUUCCCCCGCCAUUCCAUCUACCUCGAGUAGCCUCAGCUAUCGUACAAGUCCCGGUCAACGAGAUUCAUCACCAAGCAUGGAUGCUCCCAUUCCCGACGAUCAACAUGGCGCUGAUUUACCCAUGAAUAUGACCGCAUCAGUCAUGCUGACUGGACUGCCUCCCGAUGCCCAUCAGGCUCUUGCGGAUGUGGAACGUAUCGAUAAUCGCAAAGUCACUGUUCGUUUUCAACCUUUGCCUUCCGCGCCGAUGCUCAAAACCCGAGUCUUCAAGGUCAGCGCGUCGCAGAAGUUCGAAACGGUGGUCAAGUUCCUUCGCAAGAAGCUAGACUGCAAGGACACGGACUCGGUUUUCUGCUAUGUUAAUAGCGUCUUUGCGCCCGGCCUCGAUGAGGGGGUCGGUGGGCUCUGGAGGUGUUUCAAAUCAGACGAUCAAUUGAUUGUCGCCUACUCAAUGACGCCGGCAUUCGGCUGA